AUGUCAUCAAGUAGCAGCAUUACCAAUAUUUUAAAUCCAACAUCAACAGCUUCACUCUUGAAUCAGCCUCCUGCACUUUCGGUGAGACCAAUCUAUCCAUCAAACAAUAAUACAACAAAGAAUAAUAAUACCACUAUUAAUAAUAACAAUGCUACUAGUAGUAAAAAUUUAAUUAAUAUAGAAACAGGAAAAAGACAAGAUAAUCGUACAUGUGAUAAAUUCCGUAAUGUAUUCAUGCAAGUUGGAGUGAUAAAACAAGCACGUGGAAGUGCCUAUAUGGAAUAUCAAAAUGGAACUAAAGUAAUUUGUUCAGUCUAUGGACCAAGACAAAUCAGUGCCAGGAAUGAAUUUAGUGAUAUCGGAGCAAUACAAUGUGAAUAUAGAGUUGCUAAUUUUGCUUAUCAAUCUUCAAAUAAUCAAUCAACAUUUUUAAAUAAUUCAAGUAAUAAUAAUAGGAGACAUCAUGUUGAAAAUUCUAUUCAUUUACGUGAAGCUUUGGAGGUUUCAAUUAGAUUGGAUAAAUAUCCAAAGAGUGUUAUUGAUGUAUAUUGUUUUAUUUUACAAGAUGAUGGAAGUGCUUUGAGUGCUGCUAUUAGUUGUGCUAGUUUAGCUCUUGCAAAUGCUGGCAUUGAAAUGUAUGAUAUGGUUAGUGCUUGUACAACAAGCGAAUUGGAAGGUCAUAUUAUUGUUGAUCCAACUAAUUUGGAAUAUAAAUAUGCAAGUGGUGGUAUGGUUUGUGCUUACAUGUCCAAUUUAAAUCAAGUAACUCAAUUAUCUCAAGUUGGUGAUAUGAGUUAUCAGAAAAUUGGUGAAGCUAUGGAUUUAUGUAUUGAUGGUUGUUCUAAAUUAAAUCAAUUAAUGCAACAAUGCUUAUUGAACAAUAGUUCAACAAAUGAAAAAUAAAAGUUUUAUUCCCAAU
Naegleria gruberi is the source of this 919-nucleotide messenger RNA. RefSeq names its product 3'-5' exoribonuclease/RNA-binding protein-like protein. Bases 1 to 903 code for a protein of 300 amino acids. Gene Ontology annotation, biological process: nuclear mRNA surveillance; rRNA catabolic process; U4 snRNA 3'-end processing. The record is from RefSeq and is a predicted model, not a curated record. The transcript has a single exon. Gene Ontology annotation, cellular component: cytoplasmic exosome (RNase complex); nucleolus; nuclear exosome (RNase complex). NCBI's taxonomy places the organism in Eukaryota, Heterolobosea, Eutetramitea, Acrasida, Naegleriidae.